Molecule: messenger RNA, 2130 nt
Organism: Bursaphelenchus okinawaensis
Lineage: Eukaryota; Metazoa; Nematoda; Chromadorea; Rhabditida; Aphelenchoididae
Source: the annotation of a GenBank genome assembly
AUGCCGGCGGUGGAGCAAAUGGAGGAGAAUGUAAGUUCUUUUUAUUGGUAUUUUCAAGUUUUAGGUACUGUCAAGAGAGUUUGGCUUUAUUUUGAUGUGUUUAUUGGGUUUUAAAGGUAUAUUGUUUUAGGAGGAAAACGGUGUGCAGAAUGGAAACUCUCAAGAAACUUCGGAAAAACCUGAAAGUAAGAUAUUGUCUUUGAAUAUAAAAGCUUGUUUUACUUCUAAGCUUACUAUUUAUAGCAAGAAAUCUACUAAGUUAUGUUUGGAAACGAUGUUUGCUUUAUUUCUCUUAUGUUAUUUGUACUAUAACAUGAUAUUUUGAAAUUUUACAGCAAAAUAAUUGAAGGAAUAACUUAUUUUCAGUUAUAAAAUUUUCUUUAUACUCUGAUCUUACUCUUUAAAAUUAGAAACGUGUACAUUUAGGUCAAAACUUUUUUUUCUAGCUGUUUUUGACUACUGCUAGCUAUCAUAACUUAAUUUUGUUUUCAGGUCAGCUUUUCUUUGGAUCAGAUGACUCCUCAGAUGAAGAUAUGCAAGUUACUAUUGGUGAGAUCAAGAAGAACACACCGUUUCAAAAACAAACCGGUCCCGUGAGCAAGGUGGACAUGGAUGGUGAGCCAGAACACGAUGGCAAGAUAAUUUACGAUCUGGACCUGGCGGCGAUGGAAGAAAAGCCUUGGCAAAAGCCUGGUGCUGAUAUUACAGACUACUUUAAUUAUGGUUUUACCGAAGAAACGUGGAAUUUAUAUUGUGAACGGCAACGAAAGUUGAGGACGGAGUAUGGAAAUCAGAAGGACGUGAAUCGAACAAUAAUGUCGGGGAUUAGCUUGAAUUCAACACAGAUCAACAUCCCGAAUUUGAAUACGACAAGUGGAAGGCAUUUGGUUAACUUGGCCGGACCGGAUCGUCCUCAAAAGGCCAACAAAAUGAUUUAUGAUCUCAGCAAGCCCUCGGAGGUAACUUUUUUUGUUGUUCCUUAUGUUUUCAGGUAUAAGUAACUUUGAGAGAUGAAUAAAAAGCCGUGGAUCUUUACUCUACAUGAUUUAAAAGAUAUAAAGGGUCAAGAAGAGCGAGAUUUAUCAGUUUUUGAUCAGUUUUAGCGAUGUUAAUAUAGAAAAGUCGUGAAGCUGAUGGUUUUUGAAUUAAAAAUUGGAAUUUUAUAAAUACUUUAAUGCGUAUGUUGCGUAAUUUCAAAGGCUUAAAACGCUUUAAGAAUUAAUUCUUAUUAUUUACAGAACCUACCUAUUCUCACGGAUUCAGAACCGACCUCUCCAGAUGCCGGGCUAGGCUCAAUUCCUAUACUCAGUUUUAGCAAACCUUCAGAUUUUGCACCUUCAGUCAGCAGCUCAACAGUUUCUGUUCCAACUGAUGGGCCACCAGGUGUUGAUGGACCUCCAGGGGAUGAUACAAUAGCAUCGUUUGAUGCUUCUGUGCCUCCACCUUCUUUCAAUCCUAAUGUUCCGCCACCAAACAUGGGUGCUGGAGGUGGGUAUAAGUUUAUAUUUUUUUGUUUUCUUUAUAUUUAGGUUUCGGAGUACAAGUGUAUUAUGAUAUUAUGAUUACGUGGUAUUAUCAGGCUUGAAAAGGAUAUAAAACAUUAAUUAUGUUGCUUUAGGUAUGAUGAAUAUGCCUCCACCGAUCUUUAACGCUCCUCCAAUGCAUGUGUCGGCUGGAUUUGGGCAGAAUUCAAACCAGUUUAACAGCCGGCCAUCUCCAUUAAUGAACCGACAAUUCCAAGGCGGAUACGACGAAGAACGGCCGAGGUACAGCAGAAGAGACCGUGAUGAUAAUGAAGAUGAGGGAAGCAGAAGAAGCCGACGAAGAAGAAGUCGAAGCGGGUCACAAAAACGACGGAAAGAAGAACGUGAUCACGACAGAGAUCGGGACCGUGAUCGCGACCGUGAACGACGCUCGAAACGAACUCGCGACGACCGUGAACGACGUCGUUCUCGAGACCAUGACGAUUCAUACGAGAAGGAGAAGAAGCGCAGCAAAAAGCACGAACGUGAUCGUUCCAGAGAACGUUCGGAACGCUCAUCCCGACGACGUGAACAUGUUGAAGUCAAACGUGAGCUUUCGCCGGACGCACCACCCGGCAUGGACGAUUUACCUCCAGGCACUGAAUAA